Molecule: messenger RNA, 1659 nt
Organism: Auxenochlorella protothecoides
Lineage: Eukaryota; Viridiplantae; Chlorophyta; Trebouxiophyceae; Chlorellales; Chlorellaceae
Exons: 6
Coding region: 1-1659 (552 amino acids)
Source: RefSeq, a predicted model, not a curated record
AUGCUGCGGGCUCCCACACGCAGCUCCAAGAAGGGCCUGUCCCGCUUCCGCAUUCCCAUCCUUGUUUGCUCCUCGCUGGCGCUGCUGGCGAUCACCCUGCACCUGUGGUCGACGCCGCUGCAGGGGGGGGUUCAGACCCUGUCCGACCGCUGGUACCAGACCUCGCACCACCCCCAGAACUACGCCAUCCCCCCACCAAACUCCCAUGCCUACCUCAAGCACAGUGUCCCGCCUUCAGCCAUGGCUGGGCAGUACCACACCAACCUCACCUACCAGGACACGUUGCUCUCCAGGACCUCCCAGUACAAGUCUUUCAUCGACUCUGACCUGCAGCCCUGGGCCGCGUCAGGGAUCACGCAGGAGCUGCUGGGCUUCUCGACGGCCAUGAGCACCAUCUGCGAGACGCCCAUGGCCCGCAUUCAGAUCUCCCGCGGCAGCCUGUGGGUGACGCGGCUGGACGCGCCCAACACCACCACAGAUCAGGAGUGGCGGAAUCUGGACUACGUCCUACUGGGCAUCAUGGACGCGCUCAGCGUCUUUGGGGCCCAGAUCCCUGACGUGGAUGCGGUGGUCCACGCGGGCGACGUGCCCUGCAUGCGCAAGAAGUGGAUGCAUGGCGGGCCCCCCCAGGUCCUGCUGGGCGUCCAGGGCUCGGUACGCCAUUUUGACGUCCCGCUGCCUGACUACACGCUGUGGGUGGACGAGCUCCAGCUCAUCCAGGGUGUGGACGGCGAGGAGGUAGUGAGCUGGCAGGAGGCCUCCCACCUGAUGCAGGAAAAGUACUCCAACACCUCGCUGCUGGUUCGGGUGCCCCAGGCCAUGUGGCGCGGCGACGUUCUGGACGCCAAGCAUCCCGAGCGCGGCCAGCUCAGGCGCGCUUUCUCAGAGUGCGGGCGACGCAUGUCCGCCGAGGAGCGCCCCUCCGAGUCGGUGCUGUUCAACGUCCAGCACUCGCCCGUGGCGCUGCAGGAGGUCUGCGACUUCCGGUAUGACGUGCACGUCGAGGCGUUGGGCGUGUCGCGCGACCUCAAGCACAAGCUGGCCUGUGGCUCCCUGGUGGUGGCCUUCCGCAUGGAGUACUGGGAGUUCUGGACGCGCGGGCUGCAGCCCGGGCGCGACUACGUGCAGCUGACCAACGAGGAGGACCACGUGUGCAACGAGACGGCCGCCGCGGUGCGCGACAUGAACACUCUCUUCUCCACGGUGGGCCAGAGCGCGCUGCGUGGGCCCAAGCAGGAGACGCCCAGCCUGGCCCGCGCGCUGGCGGAGCUGCGGCGCAGCCCAGGCGCCGCAGCGCUGCUGGCCGGCGCCAGCGAGGACGACGUGCCCGCCCCUGACGCCAACGGUACCUACUCCUGGGGCAGCGCGGCCACGCCCUGGGAGAUCGCCUGGGCGGGCUACGACUUCCUGCACGGGAAUGUGCGGCUGGAAGACGCGGUGGUGUACACGCGCGACCUGCUGGCGGCCUACGCCGCGUUGCAGGACUUCAAGGUCAAGCCGCAGGCGGGGGCGGCCUGCUUCAAUGGGCCGCGCCUGCUCGAGCGCCUGGGCGGGGUGGGGAGUGCGCGGGGCAAGCGCGUCGCUGCUGCACACCCCUGGCUCGCCGACUACGACGGCAACUGCCACGCCGCCGAAAAGUACUGGGAUGACAUCAAGUAG